AUGGUGAAGCCAUCGUCGUGCAGCGAGAAACUAGCAGAGUUGAAGAAAGGGCCAUGGACUCCUGAAGAAGAUCAGAAGCUCAUGUCCUACAUUCAACUACACGGCCAUGGGAGCUGGUCUUCCUUACCUGCAAAAGCUGGACUCCGGAGGUGUGGGAAGAGCUGCAGACUGAGAUGGAUUAAUUAUCUAAGACCUGACAUCAAACGAGGCAACUUCAGCUCGCAGGAAGAUCAAACCAUUAUUCAACUUCAUGCUCUUCUCGGAAACAAAUGGUCGGUGAUAGCACAUCACUUGCCAAAGAGAACAGACAAUGAGAUCAAGAAUUACUGGAACACCUGCCUGAAAAGGAGGCUCACCAGAAUGGGUGUAAACCCAACCACCCACAAGCCCCUGCACGACGUCGUCAAGGACGCUGCCAACCUCAGCCAUAUGGCUCAGUGGGAGACUGCUCGGCUCGAGGCUGAAGCGAAGCAGCAAAUCAAAGAACACCCAAAGAUGCAGCUCCAGAACCAGCUCGGCUCCUCCUCCUCCUCCUCCUCCUCCUCCCAGCCUCCACUCACUCGGCUCGUGCUCAACAAGGUCACACCUCGUCCAUCGCCACCUCCGUGCCUCGACGUGCUCAAGGCAUGGCAGAAUUCUUGGUCGUCCACGUCAACUGAGAACACUCCCAUAAUGCAUAGCAUGUACGCCAUGAUGCUCGCCGCCGACGACCUCGAGUCGCCGGCUUCCACUUUGAGCUUCCCGGACUCCGUCCCUACCAACUCCAAACGUACUGAUGGUAAUACUACCUUUGGGCUGAUCAGUCAAAGUUCACUUCCUUCCUCGUCUUCCCCUGUCACAGGCGGCGAAAUUAUGGCGGCGGUGGAAACAUUCAGAUCAACAGGGUAUGACUGUAAUUCCGUGCAGGAAGGUCUUCAUCAUGACGAUGUGUUUGGAGUCUUAAGUGUCGGGAAUGGAGGAAGCGACAACUUUGAGGAAGAGACGCAAGAUUGGGAAGCCAUUCUCGAGUUGGUCAAUGGUUUGCCCUCAUCAGCACCCUGUUUUCCUGAGCUGUGA
This is a messenger RNA of Neltuma alba, 1056 nucleotides long. RefSeq names its product transcription factor MYB106-like. The transcript is spliced from 3 exons. The coding region runs from base 1 to 1056 and encodes 351 amino acids. Lineage: Eukaryota; Viridiplantae; Streptophyta; Magnoliopsida; Fabales; Fabaceae. The record is from RefSeq and is a predicted model, not a curated record.